CCACACCAACCCAACAGGUUAAUCCACACCAACCCAACAGGCUAAUCCACACCAACCCAACAGGCUAGUCCACACCAACCCAACAGGCUAAUCCACACCAACCCAACAGGCUAAUCCACACCAACACAACAGGCUAAUCCACACCAACCCAACGGGUUAGUCCACACCAACCCAACAGGCUAAUCCACACCAACCCAACGGGUUAGUCCACACCCAGUGCCAGCUUCUUCAUAGUGUUGAGGCGGGGGCUCAUUAGAAUAUUUUGGGGCAUGGUUUGCACACAGUUCUUCUCCUCACCUGCCUUGGGGCCACCUGCCUUGGGGCCACCUGCCUUGGGGACCAUCGUGGAGCCGAUGAGCAAAUUGCUUGUUUGCCGAAUGUGGGCAGCCUACAGGGACCAAUAUUGCAGCCUUCAUUAUUUAUAAUUCUUCUAAAUAAAAAUGACUUUUUAUAUAUCUGAAUAAAUUGUAAAUAAUAGCCACAGUCUGUGUAUGGAUUUAAUAAGCAGUAAUAUGUCUGAAGGAGUUUUGCUGCAACAGUGAGGUAUUAAAGAUGAGGAGAAGAAAUCUGAGGAUCUCAGAAAGAUUACCGAGAGAGUACAGCAAUACAGGUAUUCUUCUCAUCAAUAUGGACACAUCCUAAUAUCUGCAUUUAAAAGUUGAAAGAUACAGAGUUGAAUUUAAGUGUAACUUAUAAACGAGUUGGCUAUGAUGUAGAGAAUUUAAUUUAAUCUGAACAGUUGUUGUAUUUGAUGUAAUGUAUCAUAUAGUAUAUCGUCCACUUUAAUAUCCUUCCUUUGAUAUGCAAUUCUCCAGUAAAUAUAUUCUGAGUAUUUCAGAAAAUAGCAGCGCUGCUGAACAUCCUGGAGGAAACAGAGUUACAGAGAAUUGAGGAAGAGGAACCUGAAGGGCACCAUGUUGGUUCUUAGAAAGAUAUUCAGAGUGAAUGAAGGAAUAGAGGGGAGAUUCCCCCGUCAAUUGGCAAUGGGUCUGAUGGACCAGCUCUCUGUAUAAAAGACAGGUCAGAUCAGACCUCAGACAUAGAACCAGAGCAUCAGCUAGACUUCUGACACUGAACCAGACCAGAGCAUCAGAGACCAGAACAUCAGAAACCAGAACAUCAGAGACCAGAACAUCAGAGACCACAACAUCAGAGACCAGCACAUCAGAGACCAGAACAUCAGAAAACAUCUCAGACAAUACAAUCUUCAGCAUCUCAACCAUCUCUGAACCAUGAAGACCCUGACUGCUCUACUCCUCCUGGGACUGCUCUGCUCCCUCCAUACGACGUCUGCAGGUGUCAUCGCGUUGGAAAUGGCACCUGAAUGCUGUAUGACAUUCAGCGCGAGGAUCCCUCUUCAACAAGUGGUAUCUCUCAGAGCAACCUCCAGUAGCUGCCCUCGCAAAGCACUGAUUUUCACCACAAAGAAAGGGAAGACAUUUUGUGUUGACCCUUCUGAAGCCUGGGUCCAGAGUCAUGUGACCAAGAUUGAGAGCAGAACCCAAUGAUGUCAUCAACCACCAUCACCCCCUCACACCCCACCCCCUUGUUGGUGCACUAAUAAGGGAAUAGGUUGCCAUUAGUGACGCAGACCUUGUCAUGCAUGUCUAUAUCCUAUCUGAGAUUGGUAUGGAUUAGGUUCAAUGUAAUGUACUAGGUUAUUAUCCUAUCUGAGAUUGGUAUGGAUUAGGUUCAAUGUAAUGUACUGGGUUAUUAUCCUAUCUGAGAUUGGUAUAGAUUAGGUUCAAUGUAAUGUACUGGGUUAUUAUCCUAUCUGAGAUUGGUAUAGAUUAGGUUCAAUGUAAUGUACUGGGUUAUUAUCCUAUCUGAGAUUGGUAUAGAUUAGGUUCAAUGUAAUGUACUAGGUUAAUAUCCUAUCUGAGAUUGGUAUAGAUUAGGUUCAAUGUGAUGUACUAGGUUAAUAUCCUAUCUGAGAUUGGUAUAGAAUAGGUUCAAUGUGAUGUACUAGGUUAAUAUCCUAUCUGAGAUUGGUAUAGAAUAGGUUCAAUGUGAUGUACUGGGUUAAUAUCCUAUCUGAGAUUGGUAUAGAAUAGGUUCAGUGUAAUGUACUAGGUUUCGGAUAUACUAAUUGUUUAUUUUUCUAAAACUGUAAACAUAUUUGACAUGUAACCUAUUUAAUAUUUUAUAAAGCCUUUGAAGAUUUCAAACA
Messenger RNA from Oncorhynchus masou masou (cherry salmon), 2170 nucleotides. Its product is annotated as C-C motif chemokine 13-like. The record is from RefSeq and is a predicted model, not a curated record. NCBI's taxonomy places the organism in Eukaryota, Metazoa, Chordata, Actinopteri, Salmoniformes, Salmonidae. The transcript has 3 exons. Gene Ontology annotation, biological process: eosinophil chemotaxis; immune response. Gene Ontology annotation, molecular function: chemokine activity. Gene Ontology annotation, cellular component: extracellular region. Bases 1233 to 1508 code for a protein of 91 amino acids.